ACAACACAACAAAACUCAAACCUAACCGCAAAAAAUAUUUUUAUUUUUAUAAUUAAUUUUGUUUGAUUUAUUUUAUAUCUUAUCAUUAAUUCGAUUUGAUUUAAUAUUUAAUCCUUGUUGUGACCAAAAGUGAAUCAGUAGAUUUUUGGAAGGUAUCAGGCCUUUACUUUAAGCAAGCAAUAUGGAAACGACACCGCCCUUGAGCGACCUGGACCCGAGUUCCUUUUCAAAACCAGAAUUGGUUAAAGUUACUUCGAUCGAUUUAAAUUUAAAUGUUAACUUUGACAAGAAGAUACUGGCAGGAACUGUAUUGCUUGGCGCCCAGAAAGUUGAUCCAAAAGCCAAUGAAAUUAUUCUUGACUCGAUGAAGCUCAACAUAUUGUCAAUUUAUGAUGUGGAAACAAAACAGGAAUUAUCGUACGAGCUCAGCCAAAAUGUUAAAGAUUUUGGUUCAAAAUUGACCAUACAAUUACCUAAAAAAGAAUCAAAUAAUUUUCAAAUUGGCAUAGACUAUGAAACUUCCCCAGAUGCAACAGGGCUUCAAUGGUUAUCUCCUAGCGAAACGGCAGGCCACAAACAUCCCUAUCUUUUCAGCCAAUUUCAACCUACUCAUGCUCGCUCGGUUAUACCUUGUCAAGAUACUCCAGGAGUUAAAACACCAUACAAAGCAACUAUUUCAGCGCCACAAGAGUUUACUGUGCUUAUGUCGGCUUUACAAGAUGGUUCAAAAACCUUGCCUACAGGCAAAAUAUCGCAUUUUGUUCAAAAAGUUCCAAUGCCUUCUUAUCUUAUAGCAAUCGCAGUCGGAGUGAUGGAAUCUAGACAAAUUGGGCCUAGAACAACUGUUUGGUCUGAAAAAGAGCUUAUCGAAGAAAGCGCUUAUGAGUUUGCGAACACAGAACAUCAACUGAAAACUGCUGAAGAUUUAUGCGGGCCUUAUGUGUGGGGCAAAUACGACUUAUUAGUGUUGCCACCUAGUUUUCCUUACGGCGGAAUGGAGAAUCCUUGUUUGACAUUUGUUACACCAACUUUAUUGGCUGGAGAUCGAAGUUUGGCGAAUGUAAUAGCCCAUGAAAUUGCCCACAGUUGGACCGGUAAUUUGGUCACUAAUAGGAAUUUUGAACAUUUUUGGCUUAAUGAAGGUUUCACUGUGUUCAUUGAGAGGAAAAUUAAGGGUCGAUUGGAGUCUUUGCAGAGUCAAGAUUUUGAUGCUUAUACUCAUUUGAGUGUUCUACGUGAAGAGGUUAAUCGCAGAGGCAAACAUACCUCUCUAGUUGUUGAUUUAAAAGGCACCCAUCCUGAUGAAGCGUUCUCCAUUAUCCCUUAUGAAAAAGGCCAAACAUUUUUGAGAUAUUUGGAAUCUGUCAUUGGAGGACCAGCUGAAAUGGAACCGUUCCUGCGUUCUUAUUUCGAGCAAUACAAAUAUCAAUCAAUUGAUACAGAUGUGUUUAAAAAUUAUUUCAAAAAAUACUUUGCCAACAAACAAGAAAUUGAAAAAAUUGAUUGGCAAACUUGGUUGCACGCCCCCGGAAUGCCCCCAGUGGUUCCAAAUUACGACAAAACGUUAGCUAUUAUUUGCGAUGAAUUUUUUGACAAAUACAAUAAAUGGGAUGGAACUGGUGAAUCACCUAUAACAUCAAAAGAAGUUCAAAAACUAAUGGCUUCCCAGCAAAUCUACAUUCUUCAACAAAUUUUAGAAGCAGACCCGCAGCCAAUCGACAAGCUCAAACAGCUGGACUCUGUUUUUAAUUUGGACCAAACCAAAAAUGCAGAAUUGUUGUUUUUGUGGUUGAGAAUAUGCUUGAAGGCUCAAUGGAAAGACAAAAUUGAUGCCAUGUUCAGGUGGAUAAACACAGUGGGCAGGAUGAAGUAUGUGAGGCCUUUGUACAGGGAUUUGUUUAAAUGGGAAUUUACUCGGCGAAGAGCCAUAGAAAAUUUCAAAGCUAAUAGGCAGAAUAUGAUGCAUGUGUCUGCAUUUACUAUAGCCAAGGAUUUGAAUAUUGAAAAGUGAUUUUUUGAUAAUUAUUAUUAUUGUAUUUUUAUUAAUAAAGCAUUUAGGGUUUGUCACAAAUUAAUAAAUAAUUUUAUUU
This is a messenger RNA of Ceutorhynchus assimilis (cabbage seed weevil), 2090 nucleotides long. Lineage: Eukaryota; Metazoa; Arthropoda; Insecta; Coleoptera; Curculionidae. The record is from the annotation of a GenBank genome assembly.